AUGUGGUUCAAGGGAGCACUUGGAGCUCUUAAUGGUACUCAUGUUCCAUUAACUGUUCCCAUAGAAGAUCAAGAAAUACCAUCAAAUAUGUAUUAUCUUGUGAAUUCUGGAUACACAAAUUGUCCUGGGUUUAUUGCUCCUUAUAGAGGAACUCAAUAUCAUCUAAAUUUGUGGAGAGGAAAUACACCAACAGAUUAUAAGGAGCUAUUUAAUCUUCGACACUCAUUUGUAAGAAAUAAAAUUGAACAGGCUUUUUGGUUAUUGAAGAAAAGGUGGGCAAUAUUACGCACAGCUAGUUUUUAUGAAAUGAAGACUCAAAUUAGGAUUAUUAAUACGUGUUGCAUUCUUCAUAACUUUAUACGGGAUGAAAUGAAUGAGGAUAAGUUGUUGAGAGCUGUGGAUCUUGAAUUAGAAGAUGUUUCACUAAAUGAAAAUGAGAUAUCAGAAGAAAACAUCACAUUUGUUAGAGUCACUGAUGAGUGGACAGCCUUUCGAGAUGCUUUGGCCAAAGAAAUGUUUGAGGAAUAUCAAUCUCGGCAUCGUCGUGCUAUUUGA
Messenger RNA from Quercus lobata, 555 nucleotides. RefSeq lists its product as uncharacterized. The transcript is spliced from 2 exons. The record is from RefSeq and is a predicted model, not a curated record. Lineage: Eukaryota; Viridiplantae; Streptophyta; Magnoliopsida; Fagales; Fagaceae. Bases 1 to 555 code for a protein of 184 amino acids.